UCCCCCUGAUCCCCCCCACAACGCGCCUCACGUUGCAUGGGUCCCCCGGUUCUGGGUGAGACAUUUGUACCCGCCGGGAUCCUUCCUUCCCAGGGAGGUGAAAGUCGCGGAGCGCGAGGCGCUGGAGCCCCGGGAGCCGGAGACAAACAACGAGGCGGACGCGUCGACAAGCCGAGCCCACCCCUUCUUCACUUGGCAACGCGACACCAUCCAGGCAGGAAGGUUCUCUCCUCACCCCUCCAUCCUCCCUAACCUGCUGUGUUGGGGAAGCCCCUGAUGAGUGGGACCUGUAUCCAUGAGCCCCACGCCCCUUCCCCUUCCCUGUCAGGCUUCAGCACCCCCAUCUCAGAAGCGCCCUAUCGACGACUCGAUGGAGACACCCCUGCUUGCACCCCAGAGACGGACCUGACCCCCACGCAGUGUGUCCUCCGUAACGUGCUGUCCAUCGACCCCAGCGGACAGGGGGGUCCGGGCGGCAGCAGCCCCAGUCCCAGUGAUGGACCCUCGGCCCACUUUGACAACAGCGUGCUGAAACUCCACGAACAUGAGGCCUGCCAGUGCGGCGGCAGCGGCGGCGGGGCCGUGGCGGGGCACAGCCCAGAGGCCGGCGCUGUCCGGAGACCGUCGGAGAACAUUAGGCUCCAAUCAGGGAGCGGGGGGUUUUUGGAGGGACUGUUUGGGUGCCUGAAACCAGUGUGGACCAUGAUUGGGAAGGCAUACUCCACUGAACACAAACAUAACCACGAAGAGUCCUGGGAGGUUCCCUUUGAGGAAAUUUCAGACCUCCAGUGGGUGGGCAGCGGGGCGCAGGGGGCCGUCUUCCUCGGCAAGUUGCACGGAGAGGAGGUGGCCGUGAAGAAAGUCCGGGACAUCAAGGAGACGGAGAUCAAACACCUCCGGAAGCUCAAGCACCCAAACAUCAUCACGUUCAAGGGCGUUUGCACCCAGGCUCCGUGUUUCUGCAUCUUGAUGGAGUACUGUGCUCAGGGCCAGCUGUACGAGGUGCUGAGGGCGGGCCGCAAGAUCACCCCUUCCCUCCUGGUCGACUGGUCCAUGGGCAUCGCCGGCGGCAUGAACUACUUACACCUCCACAAAAUCAUCCACCGAGACCUCAAGUCACCAAACAUGCUGAUCACACACGAUGACAUGGUGAAGAUCUCCGACUUUGGCACCUCGAAGGAGCUCAGUGACAAGAGCACCAAGAUGUCGUUUGCUGGCACCGUGGCCUGGAUGGCUCCUGAGGUCAUCCGCAAUGAGCCCGUGUCAGAAAAAGUGGACAUAUGGUCCUUUGGAGUGGUGCUGUGGGAGAUGCUAACCGGGGAGGUUCCUUAUAAAGACGUGGACUCAUCUGCCAUCAUCUGGGGUGUUGGAAACAACAGCCUGCAGCUGCCCGUACCUGAGAGCUGCCCAGACGGCUUCAAGAUCCUCCUCCGGCAGUGCUGGAACUGUAAGCCCAGAAAUAGGCCUUCGUUUCGUCAGAUCCUUCUUCAUCUGGAUAUAGCGUCAGCUGAUGUGCUGUCCACCCCGCAGGAAACAUACUUUAAGUCUCAGGCUGAAUGGAGAGAGGAGGUGAAGCAGCACUUUGAGAAGAUUAAAUCUGAGGGCACUUGUCUGCACCGGCUCGAUGAGGAACUGAUCAACCGGCGCAGAGAGGAGCUCAGGCAUGCGUUGGACAUCCGUGAGCACUAUGAGAGGAAGCUGGAGAGGGCUAAUAACCUUUACAUGGAGCUGAGCGCUGUGAUGCUGCAGCUGGAGCUGAAAGAGAAAGAGCUGCAGAGGAGAGAGCAGUCUUUGGAUAAAAAGUGUCCGAGUUUGUUCAAGCACCACAGCUCCAGACAGAACAGCUCCUCCAACUCUAUGGACAAACUCAUCAAGAAGAGAAACGUCCCUCAGAAACUGCCUUCAGGAAAGAGGCCAGAUAUCCUGAAGUCUGAGGUAAUCCUUCCCAAAAUGGAUUCCUCUGUGAUGCAAGUCACCAUCCCAGCCUGCUCCAACCGGGGCUCCACGUCUCCCAGCCGGUCUCGGAGAGUAAAGACCCGCCAUCGCAAGCCCGGAAAGGGCAGCAGCGGGGACCUGGCUGUUCCCAAGGCGACCCAGUCCUCCCCCAGCAGAGAGAAAAGUCCCCAGACCAACAGCACCGGCACCAACACCUCCAACCAGCUCCUGGAGCCCUCGGCGGCCCUGCGGGGCCUCGGCCACGAGCAGCAGCAGAGGCAGCUGUCCUCCUCCAGCCCCGACCUCAUCUGCACCGCCCUGGAGGCCGAGGGCCAGGGACAAGGGGAGCCCUCUGCGGGUGGGCUGGAGCGCGGGGGCAGCCUCAGCGCCUCUGCUGGUUUAGGGGGUUCAGAGGGAGGGGCAGCGGGUCUCGAUGACCUGACAGAAACUCCGCCGCGCAGCGACACCCCCAGCGAGGACGCCGCGUCCUUCCCGUUCUCCAGCAGCCCGGACUCUCCGUGUGGGAGGGGGGCGGCGGCGGGGAGGGCGUCCCUGGGAUCCCCUCGCCUUCCUCACGACGGAGAGGACAAAGACGAGGGAGCCGGCAUUGUGAGGAUACCUCGAGGGGCAUCAGGAGGAAUCGGGACACAACAUCUCACACCCUCAGCCAUCUUGUACAGGGCAGCUAUCACACGCAAACAGAGGCGUGGAGUGUCAUCUGAGGAGGAGGAGGGUGAAGUCGACAGUGAGGUUGAGUUGCCACGGAGACGGCGUCCGACCAGCAUCACCAAGUGCCAGUCGGUGUCCACCUUCAGCUCAGAGAACCUGUCCGUGUCGGACGGCGAGGAGGGACACACCACUGACCACUCCCACUGCGGCACCCCCGACGUGGUCAGCACCAACACCGACGACAGGUUGGACGAUCGGAGCGACGACCUCCUCUCUCAGGGGUCAGAGAUCCCGGCAGACAACACAGACCCGACGCAGGCGUCCGACGGCCUGUCGGAGAGGGACGGAGCUGUGGGGCAGAGCAAAGCUCAACUGGACGCCGGCCAGAAUCCUAAUGAGAGCCGGGCCUUGUGCGACGACUCGGACUGCGACAGUGCUGAGCUGGACCAGUCGGGCAGCGGAGAGCCCAGCCGCCCCCCCAGCGCCGGAGCCUGGGUGUCGCCGUCUCAUCCUUAUCAGGGCUCACCUCAGAUACCCCACACAGGACCUCCGUAGAUCACGGGACACAAGCAAAGACCUCCAGCUCCCACCACAGGCGUCCACCAAUCUGUCAGUGCUGUACAUUACUGUCACCAUGAGGGGCUCACACCCACCACACCACUCAGACAAGUCCACUUACGGGGUCUCAUGAGUUUGUCGGCGGGCAAACCUGCAUCAAAUGACAUAGAACAUUUGUCAUAACCUGACGUUAGAUAUUCUGGCAGCUUGUGACAUCACAUAUAUGUGUCAUUUUCAGUUAAGUAGGGGUGUCCUAGGCAAAAUAGGUACCAUGGUAACCUUAGCCACUGCGCCAGUUCAGCAAAAACCCUCCAUCUGAUGCACAUGCUCGCACAAGAAGACCCUCCACCUUUUAAACACUUUAACCUUCACUCCGGGAGGGUCCGCCACGAUCCUCCACACACGAAUGCAUCAAAUACUAAUGAAAAAUAAUGUAAAUAUUCAUUCCAUGCCACAUGAGAAAUAUCUAACUUUAUUUUAUUUGUAAGAUACAAUGUAAGACUUUUAACUGUAUGCAGCCCCCCGUGAACAAACGCAUGACUCCACCUUUAUAAUUUAUGGUUCAAAUGUGUUUGUUUUCUAUUUUGUGAAAGUUUACACUUUUUUAACCCUAAAAGUCGUAUCUAAGUUAUUUAUUUAUUUAACUUAUUUUUUUGUUAAUAUAUGUCAGCACUCAAGUAAAAAAAACAAAACAAAAAAAAAAAAAACGUCUAAAGUGAAUGAAAAUCUCACCAAAACAUGAAUUGUAAGGCAUUAAUAGGAAACUCAGUAGAAAGUACUUAAAAAUAACCUUCUACUGAGUUUCCCAACACACGUAGUACAUGUGUGAGGUUUUUAUUUAUAAGUCAGAGACAGGAUGGGAGACUUUUGGGUUCACUCAAAAUGUAACUUCACUACUUUACGAGGUUCAGCAAGCUUCAGUGUCUGCACAGAAUGUUGUUUCUGUUUUAGUUCUCUCCUUUUUGUAUCAUCUGGUUGGAUAUUGAGGAGCCCGUCAAAACAAAACGGGAUAAUAACGUGUGACCACAAGAUAAUUAUUAGUCAUUUCCAUGCAGAGACUGUUGAUCGUUAACAUGGACAUUUCAUUUUAUAGGAAUGAACUGCAUACUUCUGUCACUUGUAGUUAGGCAUGAAGUAAUUCUUAGCACGCCCCUGGGGGCAAACAGCAUUUUCUGUUUUCUGUUUCUUUGACUGAUCUUGAACAGAAGUUAAAAGAAAUAGAAAUCGGAAAAUGUUGUUUUGCCCCUGGUAACUGGGAGCACGGGGCUCAAGAGGUUAAGACACAGGUGAUCACUGGAGUUUUCUUUGUUCAAAAAACUUUUUUUUUAAAGCUCAACACUCAAAACACACUUUUCUCCAACCACAUCUUUGCCAUGGAAAGAGUGGAGUUACAUUAUGUCACAUUCAGGAUCAAAGUGUUACCUGACACACACUUAUGGCGUUCAGUGUCAUCUCAUACAUACUGGUGCUAUGAAAAAUGAAUCGUUUAGAUUGAACCAUGAAGGUAUACUCUUCAGAUUCAACAAAUAAUCAAAAUCAGAUCAGAAUCAGGUUUAUUGGCCAAGUAUGUUGACACACACAAGGAAUUUGUUUCUGAAUAAUAAUAAGUGUAGGGCACCUUUGAACAGUUAAAAACAAAAAUAGUGUAUUGUAUUUCCAUCUGCAGCUACAACAACCCUCACAAAGAGACAUGGCCACGCAUUCAUUAUUUUUUUAAUGCAAAUGCAAUAUCACCGGAUGGGUUCAGUAAGAAACAUCCCAAAAAUUCAAGGUAAAAUGUUUGAAAAUGGAAUUUAAAAAAAACUAUGUUAACGUUUUGACAAAUAUUAGCGACUCUUUUUUACAUAGUCCUUAAAAUAAAAUGUUGAAAAUGA
This is a messenger RNA of Austrofundulus limnaeus, 5036 nucleotides long. RefSeq names its product mitogen-activated protein kinase kinase kinase 12 (gene map3k12). Gene Ontology annotation, biological process: JNK cascade; protein autophosphorylation. The coding region runs from base 277 to 3159 and encodes 960 amino acids. Gene Ontology annotation, molecular function: ATP binding; MAP kinase kinase kinase activity. The transcript has 14 exons. Lineage: Eukaryota; Metazoa; Chordata; Actinopteri; Cyprinodontiformes; Rivulidae. The record is from RefSeq and is a predicted model, not a curated record. Gene Ontology annotation, cellular component: cytoplasm.